Colossoma macropomum (tambaqui) is the source of this 2197-nucleotide messenger RNA. RefSeq names its product cytochrome P450 2K1-like. Gene Ontology annotation, molecular function: heme binding; oxidoreductase activity, acting on paired donors, with incorporation or reduction of molecular oxygen, reduced flavin or flavoprotein as one donor, and incorporation of one atom of oxygen; iron ion binding. Gene Ontology annotation, cellular component: cytoplasm; intracellular membrane-bounded organelle. Gene Ontology annotation, biological process: xenobiotic metabolic process. Lineage: Eukaryota; Metazoa; Chordata; Actinopteri; Characiformes; Serrasalmidae. Bases 33 to 1556 code for a protein of 507 amino acids. The transcript has 9 exons. The record is from RefSeq and is a predicted model, not a curated record.
UGUCUUUUUUUGCACAGGACAUCUUUUUAGGAAUGGCUUUGGUGGAAGAGCUUCUCCUGCAACCUACUAGCAGAAGCAUAUUGCUUGGUGCUGUGGUGAUGCUUCUGACACUUGUUUAUUUUUGCUCCUCUCGCUCUAGCUCUCAGCAACAAUGGAAGGAACCCCCAGGACCCAAGCCACUGCCUAUCCUGGGGAACUUACUAGGUAUUGACCUCAAGAGACCCUAUGUGAGUCUCUGUUCGAUGUCAAAACAAUAUGGAUCCAUAUUCACUGUGUACUUUGGUCCAAAGAAAGUGGUUGUUUUGGCAGGAUAUCAAACUCUCAAGCAAGCUCUGGUGAAUCAUGCAGAGGAGUUUGAAAACAGAGACAUCACUCCUAUAUUCGCUGACUUCAACAAAGGAUAUGGAAUUCUGUUUUCCAAUGGAGAGAACUGGAAAGAGAUGAGGCGCUUUGCUCUCUCCACCCUUCGAGACUUUGGGAUGGGCAAAAGAGGGAGUGAAGAGAAAAUCAUAAAAGAGACACGUUAUUUGAGAGAAGUGUUUGAGCAGUUUAAAGGGAAACCAUUUGAUACCACACAGCCAGUGAAUUAUGCCAUUUCUAAUAUCAUCUCAGCCAUUGUGUAUGGAAGCAGGUUUGAAUACAGUGAUCCUCUGUUCAAAGACAUGGUUGCCUGGAGUAAUGAGAAUAUCAGGCUAAUUGGCUCAGCAUCUAUACAGGUGUACAACAUGUUUCCCUGGCUUCAUUCUUGGGUAAAAAACAGGAAACUCAUCAUGAUAAACCGUGAGAACUCUAUCAAAGGAAUAAACAGACUAGUGGACCGUCUGCAGGAGACACUGAACCCUCAGGACUGCAGAGGCUUGAUUGAUUGCUUUCUUGUAUGCAAACAGAAAGCAGAGGAAUCCGGAGAGAAGAACACUUUGUUCCAUAAACAGAACCUACUUUACACGGUAGCCAACCUCUUUGGUGCUGGUACUGACACAACUGCUGCAACUCUGCACUGGAGCCUUCUGCUAAUGGCCAAGUAUCCUCAUGUACAGGAUCGAGUUCAGGAGGAGAUUGACAGGGUGGUUGGAGAUCGUCAGCCAGUGAUGGAGGACAGGAAGAACUUGCCUUACACUGACGCAGUAAUACAUGAAAUCCAGAGACUGGCCAACAUAUCACCCAUGAGUCUCCCUCACACCACCACUUGUGAUGUUCACUUUCAGGGCUUCUUUAUCAAGAAGGGAACAUCUGUGCUUCCUCUUUUGACAUCUGCAUUGAGGGAUGAGAAUGAGUGGGAGACCCCCUACACCUUCAACCCAGCACAUUUCCUUGACAAGCAGGGACGAUUUGUGAAGAGAGAUUCCUUCAUGCCAUUUUCUGCAGGACGCAGAGUCUGUGUGGGAGAGAGUCUGGCCAGGAUGGAGCUCUUCCUCUUCUUCACCUCCCUCCUGCAACAUUUUCGCUUCACUGCUCCACCAGGCGUGUCUGAGGAUCAGCUGGACCUCACUCCAGCUGUGGGCUUCACACUGAGACCCUCCCCCCACAAACUCUGUGCAAUUAGCCGCAGUGCUUAGCCUCUUCAGUACUGGCACACUUCUGUCAAAGCGUCAUUUCCUUUUUUAUAAUUGUCUAGAAUUGUGGUGAUGCAAUAUACAGUUGGAAAGCUUGAAAUCUCAAGAUUCCCACAUACUGUUUUAUGAUGCAUUUUUCACAGCAGUUACAAUCGUCUCAUUUCCAACAUUAACACCAAAUGAGCAAAUCAUAGCACAUCUGUGGCCCCUUACCUUCAAAUCCCUGUCACUAUCCACAAAGACAUCAUAAUCCAAAACAUGUGGUCUUGGUAAUACAGUAAGUGGUAGAGAUCAGUUAAGAGAUCUAUGGAUCAGGCAGAAAUAAAUCCCUAGCCUCUAGCCUCUGUUACUAUUGUCAGUAAUUCAUACAAUUAUUCUGAUGGUUGGAAAAAUACUUGAGUGUUACCUUUCAAAUGAGACCAAGAUCAUGACUAUAACCCAAAGUAUGUGGAAACAAUGCUCCUUUUACAGUAUGCCAUUUCAAACAAAAAUGGGGUGACAACAAGUUAACAGAGUGAAGAUGUGGAUAAACUGAUGCUAUUGUUCCAUAUGUAGUAUAUGCCAAAGCUUAUUCUAUGGCUGCUGAUCUAUUAGUCAGUAAUUUUACUUAAUAUUUCAUGUUCAAAUAUUCUGUUUUGAUGUUU